GUAAUGCACCUAUUUGCGUUGGUGCCUGCAGCCGCCGUUAAAAACCAAGAGGAAGAAGAAUGGUGCGUCGCCCCGCUGCAUCUGGUUAAGCUGAAUAAAGAAAAACUCACUGCAGUAAAGAUGGCUUUUAUUAAAGAGGAGAGUGAAGAUGUGAGGAUUGAAGAAGCAUUCAGAGUCAAACAUGAAGAUACUGAGGAACAAACAGACUUGAUGCUUCUGAAAGAGGAGAAUAAAACGGAAGAUCAGUAUGAGAAACAUCAUGAUUUUAUUACUGGAGAAAAAUCUUUUAGUUGCUCACAGACUGAGAAGACCUCACUUAAAAGAAAUCAAAAGACAGGAACGAGAAGUUCUUCCACUUGUCAAGAGUGUGGAAAAAGUUUCAGUCGAAAAGGAAGCCUUAACAUUCACAUGCGAAUUCACACUGGAGAGAAUCCUUUCACCUGCCAACAGUGUGGAAAAAGUUUCACUCAAAAAGGAAGCCUUAACAUUCACAUGCGAAUUCACACUGGAGAGAAUCCUUUCACCUGCCAACAGUGUGGAAAAAGUUUCACUCAGAGAGGAAGCCUUAAAAUUCACAUGCGAAUUCACACUGGAGAGAGCCCUUACACUUGCACAGAGUGUGGAAAAAGUUUCAUUCGAAGAGGAAGCCUUAAAAGCCACAUGACAAUUCACACUGGAGAGAAGCCUUACACAUGCCCUCAAUGUGAAAAGUGUUUUACACGUAAAGCAACACUAAAUGCCCACAUGAAAAUUCACACUGGAAACAGUCCUUACACCUGCAAACCGUGUGGGAAGACCUUCUCACAAAAAGGAAAUCUUAAGACUCACAUGAGAAUUCACAAUGGAGAGAGGCCGUACAUAUGUGGUCAGUGUGGAAAGAGAUUCAGAAGUAAAGUGAACCUGAAUUACCACAUAAGGAUCCACUCAAGAAAGAACUGUUUUAUAUGUCAUCAGUGUGGAAGAAGUUUCACAGAGAGGAAGCUCUUUAAGAAACAUGUGAUAAUUCACUCAGGGGAGAAGCCAUUCUCAUGUCUUAAGUGUGAAAAGAAAUUUACAUAUCAAAAAUAUCUGAAACGUCAUUUGCAAUCUCAUUAUGGAAAGAAAGUGCAGCAUUCUGAAUGUGAUCAAAUGUUUAAAAAAACGAGCAAUUGUAAAAAUAAUUUGCACAUUCACUCUAGAGGAAGGCCAUUUAAAUGUGAUCAGUGUAAUAAAAAAUUUAUUUUGCCAUCACACUUACAGAUACACCUGAAAAGUCAUGCAUAUGUUAAACCCCAUUUGUGUUCUUUGUGUGGGAAGAGUUUUAAAUGGCUCAGCAAUUUUAAAUGGCACCAGAAAAUACGUAUCUGUAUGAAGAGCGUUACAAUAGUCCACCAGUGCUUCCUAUCCAUCUCCUAA
Molecule: messenger RNA, 1395 nt
Organism: Carassius carassius (crucian carp)
Lineage: Eukaryota; Metazoa; Chordata; Actinopteri; Cypriniformes; Cyprinidae
Product: gastrula zinc finger protein XlCGF57.1-like
Exons: 4
Coding region: 4-1395 (463 amino acids)
Biological process (GO): regulation of transcription by RNA polymerase II
Molecular function (GO): RNA polymerase II cis-regulatory region sequence-specific DNA binding; DNA-binding transcription factor activity
Source: RefSeq, a predicted model, not a curated record